CACGCACCCACACUUCUCCAAGCCGCGACAACUCAAGGUGAAUGCCGUCAUGCCAUUUGGGUGCCUUGCCCUGCGAGAUGGGCGGAAUUACAACAGCAUGUCUGAUGUCACGGACAAAUAUGAGAUUGGACAGGUCCUCCGAGCGAAGGAGUUCUGCGAGCUGUGCCUGGCAAAGGACCGACAGACAGACAAGGUGUUUGUCUGCAAGAAAUACCUCAAGAAAGACGGCAGGAAAGUCCGCAAGGCUGCCAAGAACGAAAUCAUGAUCCUGAAAUUGCUCAACCAUCCAAACAUCCUGAAGCUGAUAGACACAUUUGAGACCCGGAAAGAAUACUUGAUCAUCCAGGAACUAGCCACAGGAGGAGAUGUAUUUGACUGGAUUCUGGACCAAGGGAAUUACACAGAGAGAGACGCUUCCAAUGUCAUCAGGCAGGUCCUCGAGGCUGUGGCAUACUUACACUCCCUCAACAUAGUUCACAGGAACCUCAAGCUGGAAAACCUGAUGUACUACACAGAAAACAACCACAACAAAGUAGUUCUGCGAGAUUUCUACCUCUCCCGGUUUGAAAACGGAUCUCUCACAGAGCCUUGUGGAACACCAGAAUACUUAGCUCCUGAAGUGGUGGCUCGUCAUCGUUAUGGUCGUCCUGUGGACUGCUGGGCUGUGGGUGUCAUUAUGUUCAUACUGUUGUCAGGUAACCCUCCUUUUUAUGAUGAUACAGAGGAGGAGAACACAGAUCUACAUAAUCGCAUCAUCUUCUGUCGCAUUGUUGGCGGUGAAUUUGAGUUUGAUUCUCCACACUGGGAUGACAUUUCACCUACAGCUAAGGAACUUGUCUGUCGACUCAUGGAAGUGGAUCAAAUGCUGAGAAUCACCGCGCAGGAUGCACUUUGGCAUGAAUGGAUUGCAGGGAAUGGUGCAUCAGAGAAGAACCUAAAGGAUGGUGUGUGUGCCCAGUUUGAGAAGAACUUUGCAAAGGCCAAAUGGCGGAAAGCGAUCCGUGUCACCACCUUCAUGCAGCGAUUAAAGCAUUCAGAAGCAGUGAAUGACAGUUCAGCCGAGGCUCAGGGCAGUGAGGAGACAGGAGAUGGGGAAGGCGGUGUGUCCCAGGGAACAAGUGAUGAGGGAGACAAAGGGACAAGUGAUGGCGGGGUUACUUUAAGUAGCGUGUCUUUAGAAGUUACUGUUGAAAAUACACCAGUGGGUAUGGAUCAGGAUGAGGGGAGGAGUAAGGUUAUAGAAAAACAAGGUGAGGUGAAGAUGAGUAGAGGCCAAUCGGUAGGAACUUCCCCAUCAGAUAUUCUUGAGCCUUCUUAUCAACAAAGCCAAACAAAUGCCGCCCCAAAGCUCGCACAGGAGGAGCCUGAUAAGGCCGGUGCAAAAAAAACAGCAAGUGAUGGUACCAGGAAAAUUGCUGCUAAUUUGGGUCAGAAUAAAAUUGUUCCAGAAUCCAAACCGACCCCUGUGAUGACAGCUGAUCCCUCCAAGGUGUCAGACUGUUCAUCAAGCAUCAUAAAUGACAAAAAACACACAUCCACCUCCCCUGAUCCCAGUAGCAAACGUAAGAUGGCUGCAACGCUCCAUGGCCUUCCACCCACAACCCCUACAGCUGGAACCGGCUCAACAGAGAAGAGGCCAGCCACACAGAGGGAGCCGAAGGAUGUGACUGAUGGAAGCUGGUGUCAGACACAAGUACCUGAGGCAGUGGCAGAGCGAUCAGUGGCAGUCACUCCAGCAAUGGGGCCUGGAACUGGGGUGGAUGUAGUACCAGAAGUUAGAUUAAGGGGUGAUGCUAGCCCAGUGGGUGGAAGGGACAGGGAUGCCAGGACAACAGACAGAUACAGCGCUGAGUUUAGCAUAGCAAGGACAGGUCCUGCAACAGGACAGGGUUGUUAUGCCGUAGGCAGCUCCGCUAGUUUGGGCCGUCAUGACACACCUUACAAUCCAGACAUUGCUACUGUAGGGAUGGGGAUGGCAGGUUGCUAUGGGAGUCCAUAUAGUUCCCUGUAUACAAGCGCAGGAGGGGUAGGGAUGUAUGGGACUGGGCUACCACAUGGGGGAGGCGGGAGCAGCGCCACAAGCGACUGGGAAAUGGACAGUGUGAUCGAGCAGAUAGAAAAGCAAAUGGCCGCAGUGCUGGAGAAGAUUGAGGGAGACAUGCCCUCGCUGCUUGAACAAAUCAGUGACUGUCCUGCUGAACCACCACGUGCCAGGAGCACACACGCCUCGCCUGCCACCUCCCGUGCACGCUCCUCACAGCACUCCACGACUGCAACCACAGCCACUCCUCCGACUCUUCCAACUUCUCCCAGGCCUGUGCUGCCAUCUAUCCCUCGCCUUACUAUCCCUCCACCCUCCUAUCCCCCACCCGCCCCACCCACACAAUCCUCACACCAUGCGACAGGAGAGCAGGAAGAAACAGAUGGACAUAGGGAUGCUUGUUCCAGCCAGUUCCCCAGAGCUGGGAUGGGUAGGGGGCUAUGAAGCAGGUGGCCAUGAUACAAUACACAACACCUAGAACAUUGGAUAGUUCAAUUGUGAGGUUUUAAAAGGUCUCUCCCAGAGGUAUCAUCCACUUAGUCCACAGAAGAAAAGUAACCAUGCAAUGUUGUUCGGUUUGGCUGUGUGUUCAUAUUAAGAAUACUGGUUGUGAGAAAACUCCUGAAGGCAUUCCAAUACUCUCAUGACUAGAGUAUCAAAGGGUACUGGAUCUUUCUUUUGAACAGCUGCAAGGAGAAAGAGAGUUUGCAUCUCAAAUCCAGAUUGUGCACAUGAAUGCUUACAACACAACCUCCUCAUGCUGGAGACCAACCAAGCAGGUAGCAAAUUAUGGAUCGAUAAACAAGUAAAGAAGAGUAAAAUUCUGAACUAAUAGAGUGAGUUACAGCAAGGAUGUGAUUUGCAUUAUUCCCUGUUAAUACAUACAAAGAACAGGGUUCCUAACUCUUGUUCUACUACCGUGUUGUAAACUUCCUCAUAUCCAAACUGACAAUUACCUUUUUCAAAUCGGAUCAUCCCAUUUUGUUAUUUUAUUGUUCCUUUUUCUAUGUAGCUAUUCAUUCUUUCGUGAGGCUGCAAAAUCGUAAGCUUGCAGACACAUAGUUGUACAGACAUUUGUGAAACUGAAUUAAUUAAGCCUUACCACUGGCUGCUGGAGAUAGGGAUUUGUUUAGCGUUAACUGUAUACUGUAUUUCAACUGUCACUCAAAGUCUUGUGCGCUGCUCCACAACUGUUGAGGAAGAUGUUAAGACACAAGUUCUUGUGUAAAGGCUUUGCAAUAAAACAAAUACACAUCCAAACAUUUUAAAAGUUCUCCAAGUUUUGCCCAUUUGUAUCCAGUUUUGUCGACAUAUUCAUUUGGUAUGCGUACUGCCACUUGGACUGGUACUGUCUAUCUUUGCUUCUUUUUAUCAUGUAAAAAAUAUUUCUUAAAUUCAUUCUGCUAUUGGAUCUAUGUAAUAUCAAGUUAUGUGCUUUUCUCCUGAACACGUCUAGACUUCCACCAUUCCGUCCCUCUGUAAACUGUGCUUUGUUUGCAAGUCUUUCAAUAAAAGUUGAACAA
Messenger RNA from Pseudoliparis swirei, 3564 nucleotides. It is a transcript of the gene camkvl, whose product is annotated as CaM kinase-like vesicle-associated, like. Gene Ontology annotation, molecular function: calmodulin binding; calcium/calmodulin-dependent protein kinase activity; ATP binding. The record is from RefSeq and is a predicted model, not a curated record. Gene Ontology annotation, biological process: peptidyl-serine phosphorylation. The coding region runs from base 50 to 2485 and encodes 811 amino acids. Lineage: Eukaryota; Metazoa; Chordata; Actinopteri; Perciformes; Liparidae. The transcript is spliced from 11 exons. Gene Ontology annotation, cellular component: intracellular anatomical structure.